ACCAAAGCUUCCCCAGAAGGUUGCAUCGUCUCAGGAUCGCCAUUUUAUGUGUUUGGCUCUGAGACUGGGACGGUGGGUGCGUGCGGUGCAAACUACAGAGCGUAUUCCGUGUAUUAUCUGCAAGAUGUUACCUAAAUACUUUGCUCCCGACAUGUACAAGUAACGACAGGUGUCGGAGUGUGUGAUCGGGCAGCGAAGGCUCGGGCCGAAAUGGUCCCGGAAUAGUGAGCUGUGCGUGAGUGUGUUUUCAUCGAGUAAGUGCGUCGCACACUGGCUUUUCACUGCUGUCACCGUUUGUUAAAUACCUGUGCCAUUCGAAAAGUCGGCUUUGGGUCAAAUUACGGACGGCCUCUGGAUUCCUUGCGACACCCUCGCCAGCAUCUACGAUGAGUUCGCGCAACAUACCCUCAGACAAGAUAAAUCUACGCCUCAUUCUUGUCAGUGGUAAGACAAAAGAGUUCCUAUUCAGUCCGAGCGACUCUGCGGGGGACAUAGCGCACCAUGUAUUUGAAAACUGGCCGGAAGACUGGGCGGAAGAGGCAGUCGCUAAAGCGGAGAUCCUGCGGUUAAUCUACCAGGGCCGUUUUCUGCACAGCAAUGUCACGCUCGGUGCUCUUGGGCUUCCUUUCGGGAAAACCACGGUGAUGCAUCUGGUCCCACGAGAGAAUCUUCCCGAGCCUAAUUCUCAAGAUCAGAGGCAAAAAAGUAAAGGCGGCAGGAGUAGUUGCUGCUUAGCUUCCUGUUGCAUACUUUAAAGAAAACAUUGGCUGCCCUGGAUAUAUUUUGAGGUCGUUCCGUGUGAGAGUCAGCUCCCACGUUCUUCGAGCUGAGCCAUGGUUUCUAAGGUUUCGAUGCUGGUGUAUCAUUGUUAGUGGCUGAGCCUCGUGAGCAGUGUAGCAAAGCGAAGUUGUCGCACCCUUGUCGCCAAUUCACCUAAAUUAAAGGGAAACAAAAAGAAAAGGAUUUACAUUGGUUUGCCUGCAGCGCAUGUUGAAACGACGAAAAUGUGGUUUACCAUUCCAGGUGAACGAAUUGUAUCAUCAUUGCUACCUUGUAAAAGAAAUUAUAGUGGAAAAUUCCAAAGCCAUAUGUCUAUAACGUCGCGUUUAUUUUUGAAGGAAUUUUAAACGUGACCAGAGUCGAGUAACGUGACUUAUACAAAAGCUAUUCCCUAUUUCAUUCGCUGCUAACCAUAUGCUUGAUAACGAUAUAUUUACACUGAAAAUCUAUUUAUGAAUCAUCUCGCGACAGGAGAUCGUCGAGGAAAGUUUUUAGGGAUAUCGAUAACCUAUUCCGAACGUGGACAGUGGGAUGCCCCAUAACGAGACACCGUUCAGCUCACCACGGUCCAGAAAUCGACAGGAAAUUACGCGACUCGGAGGACAUCGACAGGUCUCCUAGUUGCUUCGUUCUGCAUUUGCAGUCUCCUGUUAAUUAUACCAUGUAAAAAAAGGGAAGAUAUUUCUAGUAAGAUAAAUUCUUCGUCGAAAAAGGUUAGGCUAGCAGAGCCUUUCGAGUAAACAAGGAGCGAAGGGCCGCUCUCUUGAACGGCGCUACACGAUGCUUAGGAACUCAACCACUAUCCUACUAUACAGCAGCGUUAAAUAGUAAUUAUUAUUGUAGACGGGAUCCGUGUGUGUGUGUGUGUUGCGUAUGAAUGAGAGUGUUCCGUUUGAAAGGCGACGGAGAGUGAGGUAGAGAAGAAGAGAGAGAGAGAGAGAGAAAGAGAGAGAGUGAGAGAAAAAGAGAGA
Molecule: messenger RNA, 1751 nt
Organism: Eufriesea mexicana
Lineage: Eukaryota; Metazoa; Arthropoda; Insecta; Hymenoptera; Apidae
Gene: UBL3
Product: ubiquitin like 3
Exons: 4
Coding region: 387-755 (122 amino acids)
Molecular function (GO): protein binding
Source: RefSeq, a predicted model, not a curated record